Messenger RNA from Rhododendron vialii, 690 nucleotides. RefSeq lists its product as uncharacterized. Bases 1 to 690 code for a protein of 229 amino acids. The record is from RefSeq and is a predicted model, not a curated record. Gene Ontology annotation, molecular function: nucleic acid binding; RNA-DNA hybrid ribonuclease activity. Lineage: Eukaryota; Viridiplantae; Streptophyta; Magnoliopsida; Ericales; Ericaceae. The transcript has a single exon.
AUGACUUUAACCGAGGAUAUUUGGAAGCUAUACUUUGAUGGCGCUGUGAAUCAAAAAGGGUUUGGAAUUGGCCUGUUGUUAAUAGCACCCGAUGGAUCUCACAUCUCGCUCGCCUUCAAGCUGAACUUUGAGGUCACCAACAAUCAAGCGGAACAUGAGGCUUGCAUUGUGGGUAUGGAAGCAACAAUUGAGAUCAGCACAGAGAAAUUGGAAGUGGUGGGAGAUUCCAAUUUGGUAGUAUCACAGGCCAACGAAGAUUGGAAAGUCAAAGAGCAAAAACUGAAGCCAUACCAUCAGGACCUCGAAGACCUCAUCCCCCAUUUCAAUAAGGUGACUUUCACUCAUGAACCGAGGCUCGAAAAUCGAUUUGCGGAUGCCUUGGCAACUUUAGCAUCCAUGGUCGAAAUCCCUAUAGGUGUGAAACUGAGGCCGAUUGUGAUCGAACAAAGAGAUACACCGGUAUAUCAACAUGUCAUGACUGUUGACGAGCCCGAUGACGGUCACCCUUGGUAUUACGAUAUUUGGAGGUUCGUGGAAAAAGGAGAAUACCCCAUUGAAGUAAGUAAGAAGGACAAAAUCGCCCUCCAAAGGAUGGCAGCUCAAUACAUCAUCUGCGGAGGAAAUUAUUUCGAAGGUCACACUGUGGCAUGCACAAAUUAUGCAUCCAUGGUGCAGAAGCAAGAAGGGUAA